Molecule: messenger RNA, 1348 nt
Organism: Helianthus annuus (common sunflower)
Lineage: Eukaryota; Viridiplantae; Streptophyta; Magnoliopsida; Asterales; Asteraceae
Product: probable galacturonosyltransferase-like 9
Exons: 1
Coding region: 125-1219 (364 amino acids)
Cellular component (GO): Golgi apparatus
Molecular function (GO): glycosyltransferase activity
Source: RefSeq, a predicted model, not a curated record
CACAUCUCAUUACACACAGAGUAGGUCUUUGACUAAUUUUUUUUUUCUUCUUCUCCGUCACACAUUACCGGUUCAGAUGAAUCACUAACGAUUCAAGAACCGGUUCUUCCACACAUCACCGGAGAUGACGUCAUCACCAUUACUCAUUCUUCUACUCACAUCUCUUCCAUUACUCUGCGUAUCAAUCCGUUCGUUUCCGACGACCGAUGACAUCAUCUCCGACGAUCUCUUCGGUUUCACCGAAUCACCGGACUAUCGCAACGGCGAACACUGCCGGUCCGAUGACGUCACCGUUCACAUCGCGAUGACACUCGAUUCAGAGUAUCUCCGUGGAUCAAUCGCCGCCGUACACUCCGUCCUCCGCCACACAUCCUGUCCGGAAAACAUCUUCUUCCACUUCAUCGCUGCUGAAUUCGAUCCGGCGAGUCCACGUGUCCUCACGCGAUUGGUUAGAAACAUCUUCACAUCUCUCAAUUUCAAAGUUUACAUUUUCCGUGAAGACUCUGUUAUUAACUUGAUUUCGUCAUCAAUCCGGGUCGCACUCGAGAACCCGUUGAAUUACGCCCGUAACUAUCUGGGCGACAUUCUCGACCCGAAUAUAAACCGGGUCAUUUACCUCGACACCGACGUCGUUUUGGUAGACGACGUUAAAAAACUCUGGAACAUUCCGUUAUCCCACACCCGGGUUAUCGGAGCCCCGGAAUAUUGUCACGCGAACUUCACAAAUUAUUUCACCACCACCUUCUGGUCCGACCCGGUUUUGACCCGAACGGCAUUCGGGUCUAGCGAUAAAACUAAAAGUAAAGGUAAAAGUAAAAAUCCGUGUUAUUUUAACACAGGUGUGAUGGUAAUGGAUCUAAAAAAAUGGCGGUUAGGAAAUUACCGCAGUAAAAUUGAGUAUUGGAUGGAAGUUCAACGAAAAAAGAGGAUCUAUGAGUUAGGGUCGUUACCACCGUUUUUACUGGUGUUUGCCGGUAAUAUCGAGCCGAUUGACCACAGGUGGAACCAGCAUGGGCUGGGUGGGGAUAAUGUGAAGGGGAGUUGCCGGUCGUUGCACCCGGGUCCGGUGAGUUUGUUGCAUUGGAGUGGGAAAGGGAAGCCGUGGGUGCGGUAUGAUGAGAAGAGACCGUGUCCGUUGGAUCAUGUUUGGAAGCCGUAUGAUUUGUAUAACCGGGGGUCUCAGCCGUUGGAUUUGUUUCAGUUAGUUGUAGUUUUUUAGAUUGGGAUUAUUUGAUUUGAUUUGAUUUGAUUUUUGGUUAAGUUUUGGAGAGCAUGGUGAUUCAGUUAGUCUUGAUUGAUUGAUUGCUGUGUACAGAAAUAUAUAGAAAAAUUGAUUUGUUAUUGUGAU